AUUGCAUCCCUCUGUGGCUUUCUCACACACGGUGGGAUUGCUAAAAAAGGGAGGAGUGCAGGGGAAACUGGAAAUUACACCAUCUUUAGUGCCUGACUGGAGUUGUUGACCUCUGGAAUUCCCAUUGAAGAGCAUCUUUUCUUGUGAUCAAUACUAAUUAAAGAGACCAUGAGCGGGAACUACAGCGUCACUCUGUUGGGGCCGGCCCCUUGGGGUUUCAGGCUACAAGGAGGGAAGGACUUUAACAUGCCCCUCACCAUCUCCAGGCUGACGGAUGGUGGGAAAGCAGCUAAAGGUGGUGUUGCAGUUGGAGACACGGUUCUCUCCAUCGAUGGUGUUUCCACAGAGGGCAUGAACCACCUUGAGGCCCAAAACAAAAUCAAGAACUGCACCGGGAACCUUAGUCUCACUCUGCAGAAAUCCAGUGUUUCUAAGCCUCCUCCAGUGGCACCAAAGGACAACCGAACAGACCUCAUAAAACCAGUAGCCAUCACCCAUCCCUCUGUUUCACAACAUCCCCAGUCUCAGGGCUCUGCCCCUUACAAAAAGGCCCCCAGACCUUAUGGGGGUUGCAGCUCUGAUGGUGUAUACUCUCCUUCACAGUCACCUUUCACCACCUUCAUCCCUUCCCCAUCCUCUGCCUUCACUCCUGCUUCAUCCCACAUUGGUCCUCCCCCUUCCUCUCUUCUUCCUCCUUUGAUCUCUUACCCAUCCUCUGCAUCCUCUUCCUCCUCCCCUCCUGUCCUGGUUGCGCCUCAGCCAUCAGUGUAUAACACACCGAUCAACCUCUACUCAACUGAAAAUGCGUGUGAGGUGGCCAUGGGGCAAAGGCGGGGCCUGUUGGAGAGUCAGGGAGGAACCUUACCACAUUUUAAUGGGAAACAUAUUGUGGACACAGACAUCCAUUUUUACCAUGUGCCUACUCACGCUGAUGCCAGUAGAAAGCGCAUAAUGGAGGACACAGAGGACUGGCGUCCACGCACGGGCACCACCCAGUCCCGAUCUUUCAGGAUUCUGGCUCAGAUCACAGGCACGGAGAACGUUCAAAAUGAAGAAGCUGAUGCAUCAAAGAAGACAAAUGAGGGUGAAGAGGAGGCACAGCUUAACUCCCAUGAAUCUGCUGUCGUCAAAACUAUGAUGAAAGGAACUGCUUCCAACCAUGGCCAAGGAGUACAGAGUGGUUUGAUCACUCCAUCUUUUGGAAUGAAGGGUAAUGGGAGUGCCAGUGUCCUCAGGGGUCCUGUUCCAGUCCGACCAGUGCCUCAACCCCACCCCAAAGAUGAGGACACUCUGGUCCAGAUGGCAGAACACAUUCCUGCUGGGAUGCGAACCCCCAUGUGUGCCCACUGCAACAUGGUGAUCAGAGGACCAUUUUUGGUUGCAAUGGGAAAAUCAUGGCACAAGGAGGAAUUUAACUGUGCCCACUGCCGAACAUCUCUGGCAGACAUAGGCUUUGUGGAAGAAAAAGGCUCUGUGUAUUGUGAACACUGCUAUGAAGAGUUCUUUGCACCAACCUGCAGCCGCUGCCAGGCCAAGAUAUUGGGGGAGGUAAUUAAUGCCCUGAAACAAACAUGGCAUGUCUAUUGCUUCAUGUGUGCUGCCUGUCAGCAGCCAAUCAGGAACAACACCUUUCACCUGGAGGAUGGAGAACCUUAUUGUGAGCAAGACUUUUACAGUUUGUUUGGGACUGGCUGCCAUGGCUGUGAGUUCCCUAUUGAGGCUGGAGACAAAUUUCUGGAGGCACUCGGUUACAACUGGCACGACACCUGCUUUGUUUGUGUUGUAUGUUGUGCCUCUCUGGAGGGUCAGACCUUUUUCUCCAAAAAGGACAAACCUCUUUGCAAGAAACAUGCUCACACAGUGAAGAUAUGAACCUUCAAAUGGCUCUCCGCCUCCAUUCUCUCUUGUCAAAGGAUGCAGAAAUACUGAGGGCUGAUAUUUACCAGUAGAUUAUUCUUUGACUAAGUUAAUUGAGGAUAUAACUAAGCAGAUUACUUUUAUUUGAACUCUUUAACCGAGGGGUGGGGGGAUAAUACAAAAUCUUUUUUGAGCUUUAUAUCAAACCUGGGGAUUUGCUUUGAUUCUUUCAUACACAAAGUUCAGCCUUGGAGUUGCAGUCUCCAGUCAAGCACUUGUCCCUCAGAGCAUCUCUCCCUCACACUGCUCAACCAGACUAGCAUCAGCAGCAUUAUACUUAUAUGAACCACCUCUCAGUCGAAGGCUUUUGCUAAUGAUUUUGGAGGAUUGUAAACACAAUCCAGUUUAUAUAAUUUAAAAUUGCCUUAAUUUUAACUCCCUAAGAACAGCUGUAAACAGCAAAAUGGAUGAGCUUUGUUGUGAUGAUGUGCUUAUGGCAGAGUGUCGGAUAGAGCCGGAGCUUCUUAAAGAGACAGAGGCCCAAUUUCAAGGCGUCAAAUUGCGAAGUCAGAAUUCUUUCAGGUCAUGUUUGACAUAUUCAGCAUUUUUAUAACAACUGAAGGUAACAUAGUUUCUUGAUCAUGCUGUAAAAUGGCACUAUUUGCCUGCAAGUACAUUAUACCGCCCCAUGAAGUAAGUUUAUGAUACUUAUGCACACAAGACGUUGUACUGAUAAUUAAUCAUUUUUGUAAGACCACAGUUAGUCAUAGUAUCUUACACAAAAAUAUUCUAACUUGAUUCAUUACAUAAUCCUGAUUUUAACCUGGAAGCUAAAAGGCAUCCUUGGUUUGUCUGUAGAUACAGAAUAGAAUCUUCCCCAAUAAUUAGAAAUCACUCAUUUUAAUUGUCAAAAAAACAGAGUAAAAUAUAUGUUCUUAACCAAGCCUUGAGAAUUUGUUGCAACAAAAUAUUAGCAAUUAGUUUUCACGAAAGCACUAACGUAUGCUAUUUUUAAUGUUACAGUUGUGCAAAUUUUAAUAGAUUAUCAGUAGCUUACAUUAAAAUUUGUAUUCUUUUAUGUCCCUAUAUUCAAAACUAUUUCAAAAUAGUAUUCAAAAUCUUAGUAUUUGUAUUAAGAUUAACUAAAUGUGGAUGUGUUACUUUAAUAAAAGAUUUUAACUAAGCAUCUAAGAUAAUCAUUGUAUCUUUCUGUUUUAUUGUAUUUUCAUGAUGUUUGCCAAAACUGACUUGAAGUUUCCAAACAGACAAAUAUAUAACAGAAUACGUUUUUAACAUUAUUUAUUCUGGUUGAUUGACAAAAAACUUAAAUAAAUAAAUAAAUAAAUAAAUAUUAACAUCUGACAUAAGUAAAUAAUAAGGAAAGUAUUAAUUUUGUUCCUCAUACUCAACACCUUAGUGAUGGACAUACAUUCUUUUGAAUUGUAUUUUAUUAAUAAUGAAACAUUUUUGUGUUUUUAUUCAUUAUUUUAUAUUUCAACUUCACCUCAAAAAGACAGAUGGUCCAAUAUUUUUUUGAGAUACAAUUCAUCACAGUCUGUGCAUCUUUUUAUCCUGGGAGGUACUGUGUGUGUGUGUGUUUAAUUGUUCUUUUGUUGAAAAGAGGGGUACACUUUAAUUUACUUUGAAUAUGUAAUUGUCUGGAUAUUUCUUUUAGAUUUGUACUAAAUUAUAAUGCAACUAGGUAAAAAGAUUUUACAUUGUAAAACCAAGAGGAGACUGGAUUGUGUGCAGAAAGGUAGCAUACAUAUUGCAAAAGUACCAGCAUAGUAAACAAAAGUAUUUACAUGUCAUUUUUAUUAUCUCUCAAAAUAUGUUUGAAAAGAAGUUAAAUGUACCUGUGUUGUUGAAUAAAUUGUGAUGUUUAACCCUC
Xiphophorus hellerii (green swordtail) is the source of this 3748-nucleotide messenger RNA. It is a transcript of the gene pdlim5a, whose product is annotated as PDZ and LIM domain 5a. Lineage: Eukaryota; Metazoa; Chordata; Actinopteri; Cyprinodontiformes; Poeciliidae. Gene Ontology annotation, biological process: muscle structure development; heart development; actin cytoskeleton organization. The record is from RefSeq and is a predicted model, not a curated record. Gene Ontology annotation, molecular function: actin binding; muscle alpha-actinin binding. The coding region runs from base 169 to 1872 and encodes 567 amino acids. The transcript is spliced from 13 exons. Gene Ontology annotation, cellular component: adherens junction; filamentous actin; Z disc.